AUGAUCUCACAAUUUAAGAACUCUGUAUCAAAUACUAAUAAACUUUCUAGUCCCAUCCCUCCCGAGUUGGGAAAGUUGACAUCACUCCAGGUCCUAGAAUUGAGCACGAAUGAUCUCACAGGUCAAAUUCCUACUUCAUUGAGUGGAUUAACUAGUUUAAGAACUCUGUAUAUCCAUACUAAUCAACUUUCUAGUCCCAUCCCUCCCGAGUUGGGAAAGUUGACAUCACUCCAUGACCUAGAAUUGAGCGCGAAUGAUCUCACAGGUCAAAUUCCUACUUCGUUGAGUGGAUUAACUAGUUUAAGAACUCUGUAUCUCGAUACUAAUCAACUUUCUGGUCCCAUCCCUCCCGAGUUGGGAAAGUUGACAUCACUCCAGGACCUAAUAUUGAGCACGAAUGAUCUCACACGUCAAAUUCCUACUUCGUUGAGUGGAUUAACUAGUUUAAGAACUCUGUAUCUCUAUGAAAAUCAACUUUCUGGUCCCAUCCCUCUCGAGUUGGGAAAGUUGACAUCACUCCGGGACCUAAUAUUGAGCACGAAUGAUCUCACAGGUCAAAUUCCUACUUCGUUGAGUGGAUUAACUAGUUUAAGAACUCUGUAUCUCUAUGAGAAUCAACUUUCUGGUCCCAUCCCUCCCAAGUUGGGAAAGUUGACAUCACUUCAGGACCUAGAAUUGAGCAUGAAUAAUCUCACAGGUCAAAUUCCUACUUCGUUGAGUGGAUUAACUAGUUUAAGAAUUCUGUAUCUCUUUGAGAAUCAACUUUUUGGUCCCAUCCCUGCCAAGUUGAGAAAGUUGGCAUCACUCCAGGAGCUAGGAUUGGGCACUAAUGAUCUCACAGGUCAAAUUCCUACUUCGUUGAAUGGAUUAACUAGUUUAAGAACUCUGUAUCUCAAUACUAAUCAACUUUCUGGUCCCAUCCUUCCCGAGUUGGGAAAGUUGACAUCACUCCAGGAGCUAAGAUUGGGCACUAAUGAUCUCAUAGGUCAAAUUCCUACUUCGUUGAGUGGAUUAACUAGUUUAAGAAUUCUGUAUCUCUAUGAGAAUCAACCUUCUGGUCCCAUCCCUCCCGAGUUGGGAAAGCUGACAUCACUUCAGGACCUAGAAUUGAGCAUGAAUAAUCUCACAGGUCAAAUUCCUACUUCGUUGAGUGGAUUAACUAGUUUAAGAAUUCUGUAUCUCUUUGAGAAUCAACUUUCUGGUCCCAUCCCUCUCGAGUUGGGAAAGUUGACAUCACUCCAGGAGCUAGGAUUGGGCACUAAUUAUCUCACAGGUAAAAUCUCGGUUCCAUUUGAGAACCUCGGCCAUUUAAAAAUUUUUGGUCUAUCUCAAAACCAACUAUCUGGUUCUAUUCCAAGUGAACUAGGGAAAUUGAAGAAAUUGGUCAACGUGACUAUGUUCUCUAAUCGUUUUUCAGGUGAUUUGCCAGAAUUUUGUGGUGGAAGAGUAUUGGAAAUAUUUUCAGUGAGCUCCAAUAGACUUUCAGGACCAAUCCCUAAAAGAUUGAGAAAAUGCUCCAGUUUAGUUAGACUUCGGAUUGAUCACAACCAGCUUUUCGGAAAUAUUUCCGAAGAAUUUGGUGUAUAUCCAAAUUUGACCUUCAUGGACCUAAGUAGCAAUAAUUUCUAUGGUGAACUCUCCAGCAUCUGGGGUAGUAACAAGCAGCUGCAAACUCUGAAAAUUGCAAAGAAUAACCUUACUGGGAGCAUUCCUCCAGAAUUUGGAAGUUUAAGUCAACUGCAUGCACUUGAUCUUUCUUCAAACAAGUUACGUGGGGAGAUCUCAAAGGAAAUUGGAAAGUUAACUUUACUUCUAAAUCUAUAUUUAGAGGAUAACCAACUUUCCAGAGGUAUACCUGAAGAAUUGGGAUCUCUUUCACAUCUAGAAAACCUAGACCUUUCUAGAAACGGACUGACAGGUCAGAUACAUGGAAAUUUAGCGAACUCUGAGCAGUUGCAUUACUUGAAUUUGAGCUUCAACUAUUUAAGCCAGAGAAUCCCUCAUCAGCUCGGUAAGUUAAUCCAUCUAUCUGAGUUGGAUAUGAGUAAUAAUCCACUCACCGGAGAAAUACCAUCUGAACUACGAUUUUUGACAAGCCUGGAACUGUUAAACCUCUCCCACAAUCACCUCUUAGGACUCAUUCCUAAGAGUUUUGAAGAAAUGCCAGGCUCAAUGGACAUUGAUAUAUCUUAUAAUCAGUUGGAGGGUCCAGUUCCUAGUGACAGAGCCUUUCAAAAUGUCUCUAUAGAACAACUACAAGGGAAGAAAGGAUUGUGUGGCAAUAUUGUAGGAUUACAACCAUGUGAAAGCCUAUCUGGAGUUAAAAACAAGAUGUGGAGUGAGCACAAGCUCAUUUUGACAAUUGUUAUCCCUCUUCUUUGUCCUUUACUUCUAUUUACAUUCAUCGGGAUCCUCAUCAUGUGUAAAUGCAGAAAGAUGAAUCCAAUGAAAGGAGAUGAUGAUUUGCUCACCAUACUUGAUGGAAAACUCACGUAUAAAGACAUCUUAGAGGCCACAACUUUCAUUAGAAAAAAUAAUAGAAGGGAAAAGACUUCAUUCCUCAUUUGAAAUGCUUACAGUAGCAGUCAAAAGACUUCAUUUAUCAUCUGAAACGGCAAACUUUGAAGCUUUCAUGAGUGAAAUAAGAGCAUUGACAGAAAUCAGGCAUCGAAACAUUGUGAAACUUUAUGGCUUCUGUUCAAAUGAUCAAAACUCACUUUUGGUCUAUGAAUACCUUGAUAGAGGUAGUUUGGCAAAAACCUUAAGCAUCGAUGAAGAAGCCAAGAAAUUGGAUUGGCCUAAAAGGGUUAAUAUCUUGAAGGGCGUGGCUUAUGCUUUGUCUUACAUGCAUCAUAGUUGUUCUCCUCCAAUUGUUCAUCAAGACAUAUCCAGCAACAACAUUUUGCUUGAUUCACAGUACGAGGCUCAUGUUUCAGAUUUUGGUACUGCUAAGUUUCUGAAAUGCGAUUCAUCGAAUUUCAGCUCUCUUGCGGGCACAUAUGGUUAUUUCGCUCCAGAACUUGCAUACACAAUGAAGGUUACUGAAAAGUGUGAUGUGUAUAGCUUUGGAGUGUUAGCAUUGGAAGUGAUCAAAGGACAGCAUCCUGGUGAAUACAUUCAAUACGUAACAACUCUAUCAAAUGGAGAUUUACGAAUGUAAGAUCUGUUGGAUCCAAGCAUUCUUUAUCCCACUCGAGAAGAAGAGGUGAUUUUGAUGUCCAUUGUUAAACUUGCAAUUGAAUGCCUGCACUCCAAUCCACAACAUCGGCCAACUAUGCACAAUGUUUCUGAUAUGCUAGUGCACCGACCACCUUCAAAUGAGUGAUGUCUGGGUAAAAGAAAUGAAUUGUUUUUAUGUAUUUUGUACAUUUCAUAUAGUAUUGCUAGUAAGGUUUUUCUAGGCAAAGUAGUUUUUUUCUUGUUUUAACUUAGGUUUCCUAUGCAUUGUUGUUUCGCAAGAUUGGCUUGCCAGGUCAUAUGAAUUUGUUAAAUUUAUUCUUGAAACCCAAGUAUA
Olea europaea var. sylvestris is the source of this 3514-nucleotide messenger RNA. RefSeq names its product probable leucine-rich repeat receptor-like protein kinase At1g35710. Gene Ontology annotation, molecular function: protein binding. NCBI's taxonomy places the organism in Eukaryota, Viridiplantae, Streptophyta, Magnoliopsida, Lamiales, Oleaceae. Bases 1 to 2568 code for a protein of 855 amino acids. The record is from RefSeq and is a predicted model, not a curated record. The transcript has 3 exons.